Molecule: messenger RNA, 3828 nt
Organism: Diabrotica virgifera virgifera (western corn rootworm)
Lineage: Eukaryota; Metazoa; Arthropoda; Insecta; Coleoptera; Chrysomelidae
Product: mitogen-activated protein kinase kinase kinase 11-like
Exons: 3
Coding region: 115-1182 (355 amino acids)
Biological process (GO): protein phosphorylation
Molecular function (GO): protein binding; ATP binding; JUN kinase kinase kinase activity
Source: RefSeq, a predicted model, not a curated record
GAGUUAUCUUUGCUUAAAGGACAAAUUGUUGAAGUAUUGUCAGAAGAUGCAAAAAUAUCUGGAGAUGAAGGAUGGUGGACUGGAAAAAUUGGAGAUAAGGAUAUCUGACCGAAUAUGUCUGACGUGUCUGACCACUUCAGCUCUAGCGACGAGGAUUUGGAGAACUUUCUGGAAGUCAUCGAAGUCCCUAAAAACGUGGGGUACUUCGAGACAAUUGUACCCCAGUUUGACGACGAUCUGUACUUCCAGCAUUUCAGAAUGAGCCGUGGAUUAACGAACCAAUUGGCUGAAAGAUUUGCUGCAUCCCAAUAUUAUAAUGAACAAGUUGGGGAUUCAGAAAAGGUAACACCAUUAAAGUUUUUAAUGGUGUUUCUAUGGUAUAUUGGAAAUGAAGCAGAAUCAUUCAGGAAUGUUGGUGAUAGGUUUAAUUUGACGAAGAGCACAGUUUUUAAGGUGGUAAGAAGGGUGUCUUAUUUUCUGAGCAACUUAGCACCAGAAGUUAUUAAGUGGCCACGAAACGAGGAGAAAGUAGAGAUUGAACAACAUUUCUCUGAACAUGAUCUGCCAGGAGUGAUAGGUGUUAUUGAUGGCACACAUAUCAAAAUUGAUAAGCCAGCGGAAGAUCCAGAUUCAUAUUUAAAUAGGAAGCAUUUUUUUUCUAUUCAGGUCCAGGUAGUAUGUGACCAUAGAAGAAAAAUAAGGGAUAUUUUUCUAGGAUAUCCUGGAUCGGUCCAUGACAGUAGGGUCUUAAGAAAUUCUCAAUUAUUUCAUUCUCUGGAAGAGAAAUGUGGAGAUAAAUAUAUUAUUGGAGACAGUGGAUAUCCGUGUUUGAGGCAUCUCCUAACCCCCUUUAGGGACAAUGGACACCUUACUAGGCGGCAAAGGAACUAUAAUUACAUUGUGUCAAAAAAUAGAUAUGUAAUUGAGCAUUGUUUUGGCGUCAUGAAGCAGAAAUUUCGACAAUUGUAUCAUGUGAAAAUUAAAAACAUGGAGGACAUUUCUCAUUUAAUAAGAGCUUGUGCAAUUCUGCAUAACCUAUGCUUAGAUGAGCAGUUGCCUGAAGAGGAAGAUAACAUGCCAGAAAUUGUCAAUGUGGGAGAUGUCAAUGGAGCUGAGAGAGAUGAUGGAAAUGGUGUAAUGAAAAGAAAUGAUGUCAUGAACCGUUUACGAUUUGUAUUAUAAAUUUACUAUUUUGUUUGGGAAUAAAGCCACAAUUUAAGUUUAAAAGAAAAUUCAUUUAACGUUUCAAUUUCCACUUCGGAAAUCAUUAUCAAAAUACAAAACAAUAAAUUAAACAACUUUUGUUUUCAUUGUGGGAAUUUUAUUGUAAUCUUGUUACUUAUUGUUUUUGUAAUGACAAAUCACAUGAUAUGAUUUUUCUGAUGGAUAUUCUUAAGUUAAAGUCAAAGUUAAUUUCAGGUAAUCGAACUUUCUUUUGAACUAAUUGAACUGUCUUUCAAUAAAGUCAUCCCAGGAACACAACUUAUAAAUAUUGGCAAUAUCAUAUUAAAGUCAUUUACAUUAAAAUGUGGGUAUAUGUCUUAAUGUCCAAUAAUAUGAAUGAGUCGGAUAAAAUCAAAUUAUUAACAGAUUUCUUUUACCAAGCAACAAAAACAAAAUUUGUUUAAUUGAUUGAUGUUUUGUAUUUUGAUAAUGAUUUCCGAAGUGGAAGUCGAACCAUCAAAUAAAUUUCAUUUUAAACUUAAAUUGUGGCUUUAUUCCCAAAAGAAGUACAGUAGAGUGUCGAUAAUCCGAACUAAUUGGUACAGGGGGUAGUUCGGAUUAUCGAACAUAUGUUCAAAAUACAUACAAAGCUCAUAAACACAGUACAUAUGUACAUACGUUUUAGUUACAAGGAAUAAAACCUGCAUAAUAAACAAAUAUAGGUAUUGUAUGUAUUUCUGCAUAAACAAAACAAAAAUCCGCGGUCAUAUAUUAUUUUGCCCAUAUUGUCAUAUUAAAUCCAAAAAAUUCGGUCCGCGAUCAUAUUUUUUAAUUUUAUAUUUUUUUGCGUUCGGAUUAGCGAACGUUCGGAUUACCAGGGUUCGGAUUAUCGACGCUCUACUGUAGUACAUUAUACAGGGUGUAACAAAAAUACAGGUCAUAAAUUAAAUCACAUAAUAUUCUAGGACCAAAAAUAGUUCAAUUGGACCUAACUUACCUUAGUACAAAUGUGCACAUAAAAAAAGUUACAGUCCUUUGAAGUUACAAAAUAAAAAUAGAAAACUAUUAGAGAUUUUUUAUUGAAAAUGGACAUGUGGCAUUAUUAUGUCAAGAAAAUCUUAGAAAAAAAUUAUAGUGAAAUUUGUGCACCCCAUAAAAAAUUUAUGGGGGUUUUGUUCCUUUAAACCCGCCCAAACUUUUGUGUAUGUUCCAAUUUAAUUAUUAUUGUAGUACCAUUAGUUAAACACAAUGUCUCAAAAACUUUUUUGCCUCAGUACUUUUUCGAAAAGUCCGUUUUUAUCGAGUUAUUUUGAAUAUUUGUUAAAUCCACCACAUAUAUCCAACCCCCAUAAAAUUUUUAUGGGGUGCACAAAUUUCACUAUAAUUUUUCUUUAAGAUGUUCCUGCCAUAAGAAUGUCAUAUGUCCAUUUUCAAUACAAAAUCUUUAAUAGUUUUCGAUAUAUUCGAAAAAUUCGAUUUUCAUUUUGUAACUUCAAAGAGCUCUAACUUUUUUAUGUGCAUAUUUGUACUAAGGUAAGUUAGGUUCAUUCGACUUAUUUUUGGUCCCAGAAGAUAUGAUUUAAUUUAUGACCGGUAUUUUUGUUACACCCUGUAUAUACAAUGGAUAUUGUAAUAUAAUAUUAUCAUUGCCAUAAUCUCUCAGCUGCACAGCUGGUCUUAUGACAUGUAUCUCCAUCUAUAGGGCUUUUCAUUCGCAGUCAUUUGUUUCGAGCUUCUGUCAUAUGUAGUAUAUAUAAUCCGUGUAUAUUAAUAUACACAGAUUAUACAUGUGACAGAAGCUCGAAACAAAUGACAAUCGAUGAAAAGCCCUAUUCCAUUAUUUAUUUGUCUUUUCUGCAUUUGACAUGUUAUGAAUCCGGGGUAUUUUUUAAAACUUAAUACUUUUCUAAAACUAAUUUGGUCCAAGUAGAGGUAUGGUCUUCUCAUAUGCUAAUCAGUUACCUCAUGAGAUAGAUUUGUUUGGCUUAUGUAUAUAUGUUUAUGCUUAUGUUUAGGCUUAUGUAGCUUUAGGUACUACAGUAGAGCGUCGAUUAUCCGAACGUCGAUCAACCGAACGACCGGUUAUCCGAACUCCCGACUCGCGCGCCCUGCACUCGAAUACCGAGCAAGUGUUAGUAAUUAACGCUUAAAAUAUCUUCAAUUUUCUUCAAUAUUGUAUCCAAAAAUAUGUUGCUGCAAAGACUGCACUUUUUUGUUUAAUUGCUAUUUGUCAUUAUCAAGAUAUAAAUAUGUAGGUAUAUAAAUAUGGCUUUUAUUCACUUAUGGAUAAAUAUGUAUGACUAUAUCAAUAUAGUUCGGUUAUCCGAACAAAUCGGUUUUCCGAACAAAUCGGUUUUCCGAACAAAUCGGUUUUCCGAACACCCAUGUCCCCCAAUUAGUUCGGAUAAUCAACGCUCUACUGUAUUUGAAGCAUUGAAAUACAAAAAUGAUACUUUAUAUAAAUAAGUGAGUAAUGUAUACAUGUAUUUUUUGUUUUUGUAAAUUUAUGUAUUGUCUAUUUUUAAUCCUACAAUCUUGUAUAAGUUUGACAGUGGGUUUGUUAUUCGUAAAUCUGUAUUCCGAAGGUAAAGGGCACUAUGUCACAAAAAGGAGAAGCAUUUUUUGACUAUUUAUUUAAAGGAUAUAUAUAUAUAUAUAUAUAUA